This is a messenger RNA of Ochotona princeps (American pika), 1152 nucleotides long. RefSeq names its product olfactory receptor-like protein OLF3. Gene Ontology annotation, cellular component: membrane. The coding region runs from base 1 to 954 and encodes 317 amino acids. The transcript has a single exon. Gene Ontology annotation, biological process: G protein-coupled receptor signaling pathway. Gene Ontology annotation, molecular function: G protein-coupled receptor activity; olfactory receptor activity. Lineage: Eukaryota; Metazoa; Chordata; Mammalia; Lagomorpha; Ochotonidae. The record is from RefSeq and is a predicted model, not a curated record.
AUGGGAAGAGAUAACCAGACGUGGGUGAGUGAAUUCAUUCUCCUCGGCCUGUCCAGUGACCGGGACAUCCAAGUCUCCCUCUUUGCCCUGUUCUUGGUCAUGUACCUGGUCACAGUACUGGGGAACUUCCUCAUUGCUCUUCUGAUCAGACUGGACAGUCAACUUCACACUCCCAUGUAUUUCUUCCUCAUCAACCUCUCCCUUAUAGAUGUCUCUUAUUCCACAAGCAUAGUCCCUCAGAUGCUGGUCCAUUUUCUCACACAACACAAAGGAAUCCCAUUCGUGAGUUGUGCAGCUCAGCUGUUCUUCUCCCUGGCCUUGGGCGGAAUUGAGUUUGUUCUGCUGGCAGUGAUGGCCUAUGAUCGCUAUGUGGCUGUGUGUGACCCCCUGCGAUAUUCAGCCAUUAUGCAUGGAGGACUGUGUGUUAGGUUGGCUGUCACAUCCUGGGUCAGUGGCUCCAUCAACUCUCUCAUGCAGACCACCAUAACCUUUCAGCUGCCUAUGUGCAAUAACAAAUUUGUUGAUCACAUAUCAUGUGAACUCCUAGCAGUUGUCAGACUAGCCUGUGUGGACAUUUCCUCCAAUGAAGUUGCGAUCAUGGUCUCCAGCAUUGUUCUGCUUAUGACACCGUUUUUCCUGGUUCUUUUGUCCUACAUCCAGAUCAUCUCCACCAUCCUAAAGAUCCAGUCCACAGAAGGAAGGAAGAAAGCCUUCCACACCUGUGCUUCCCACCUCACAGUGGUGGCUCUGUGCUAUGGCAUGGCCAUUUUCACCUACAUCCAGCCCCACUCCAACCCUUCUGUCCUACAAGAGAACUUGAUCUCCCUUUUCUAUGCCAUUUUGACACCCAUGCUGAAUCCCAUGAUUUACAGUCUAAGGAACAAGGAGGUGAAGGGGGCCUGGCAGAAACUCUUGGGAAAAAUCUCUGGAUUGACAUCAAAACUGGCAGCCUGAUGACUCAUGAGCAUCUCGUAGACAUGUCAGCUAUGGCUCAGCAUUCUCCACCCAACUCAGAUGGACAGGCAUCAGCUGGGUUGCCCUGGAAACCAGGAAGGAGCUGAUGUAACAUAUACUAGGGAAGUUGUGUAGGAGACGGAGUGGUUUUGUUGGGGUGUGGUUGUAUUUUUAUGCCUCAGCAACCUGCUCUUUGGA